AUGUUGUCUUCUUCCAAGCUCUACGUAGGAGGAAGCAUCAACACGAGAGCGCUGCCUGGCGCAAGAGUGGAGUUUGUAGCAGACACCCUUCGACUGAAUCUAUUAGAAUUAGGAAAAUCUGGCAGUCACCUCAUCCAAGUAGCAGGGAGAAUUGAUUACAAAUGUCCAACAGGAGAAACCCAUGAUCCUAUAACGUUUACGACAAGAGAAUCACAUUUGGUGAGUACCUGA
This is a messenger RNA of Acanthoscelides obtectus, 231 nucleotides long. The record is from the annotation of a GenBank genome assembly. Lineage: Eukaryota; Metazoa; Arthropoda; Insecta; Coleoptera; Chrysomelidae.